Molecule: messenger RNA, 1299 nt
Organism: Priceomyces carsonii
Lineage: Eukaryota; Fungi; Ascomycota; Pichiomycetes; Serinales; Debaryomycetaceae
Gene: LEM3
Product: Lem3p
Exons: 1
Coding region: 1-1299 (432 amino acids)
Cellular component (GO): plasma membrane; Golgi apparatus; endoplasmic reticulum
Source: RefSeq, a predicted model, not a curated record
AUGGCUAGUGAACUGAGAAGUGAAGAAAAUCAGAAUGAGGGGCCCUUUGGGCUGGAACAACAAAUGCGGCAGGAAGAAGGAUCGAAUUAUGAUUCUGACUAUGAAAGCGAAGUGUCUUCUGAUGAACCUUUGGAAGAAAAGAAAACUUCACAUCGUCCUGGUGAUAAUGCAUUUAGACAGCAGCGUCUAAGAGCCUUCAAUCCCGUUAUGACUGCAAAGACUGUUAUUCCAAUAUUGAUGGCUAUCGCGAUCAUUUUUGUUCCGUUGGGGGCUGCUAUGUGGUAUGCAGCCCAUAGGAUUCAAGAUGUUACUAUUGAUUAUACACAGUGUGAAAAAAUGGCUUCCAAGCUGUACUGGAGUGAAAUUCCAACAGAAUAUGUAACAUAUAACUAUCGCACCAAAGACCACUUGAUCAAACAGAAGGCUCAGUGGAAAUUAGAGACAGACGAGUCUCAACAAUUCGAGGAUGAAAGAAACGUCUGCAAAAUACAGUUCCCCGUAGCAAAUAAAUUAUCAUCGCCUAUUUAUUUCUUCUACAGAUUGAACAAGUUUUAUGCUAACCAUCGUCGUUUUGUUAAAUCGUUUAGUGAGGAGCAGAUCAUAGGAAACGCUGCCUCCGAAAACACCAUUAAGAAUACACCUGGUCAGAACUGUGAACCUUUAUCGGUGAACUCGGAAGGUAAGAAAUACUAUCCUUGCGGCUUGAUUGCAAAUAGUUUGUUCAAUGACACAUUUACGACCACUUUGCAAGGGGUUAAUGGUACAUCACACGAUUAUAAGCUUACAGAAAAUGGCAUUGCUUGGAAAGCUGAUAAGAACAGGUUCAAGAAAACCAAGUAUCAUUAUUCCGAUAUUACUCCACCCCCAAACUGGUAUAAAAGAUUCCCUGAUGGAUACAAUGAAAGUAAUGUCCCUGAUAUUUCAACUUGGUAUCAAUUUCAGAACUGGAUGCACCCAUCUGGAUUGCCUAGAUUCAACAAGCUUGCUUUAAGAAAUGAUCAUGAUGAUCUUGAAGAGGGAGUCUAUGAAAUCACAAUUGGUCUUCACUUUCCUGUGUUACCUUUUAAUGGUAAUAAGUACGUUUACAUUAGUCAAAGGUCAGUGAUAGGUGGUAAAAAUUUUUUCCUUGGAAUUAGUUGGAUCGUUGGUGGUGGCAUCUGUUUCUUGUUGGGUUUACUGCUACUUAUAGUCAAUACUAUCAAGUCUAGGAAGACUGGAGACAUCAACUUACUCAGUUGGAACCGAGAAGAAUUUGCAAAGGAUGAAGCAAUGGAUGUGCAAGGAAGCCCCGAGAAAUAA